GGCAGGAACUAACGCGACGACCGCUGCUCUCUCCUUUAUUCGUGUAUCGACGAGAGUUCGUUUCGGGCCCGGGCACGUGUCCAAGAGACACGAGACGAUCGAGCUGAGACUUCGGUCGAACAAUCUCGUUCGCGAUAUCGACCAGUUUCUUGGAAAAAUUAAACAAAAUUUUCACUGAAGCAAAAUUCUUUUUCUCCUCAAUCACUCAAUUAAUCUGUCACUUUGAUUUUCGUUACUUUUCUAUGAUUUUCAUUCUUGCGAAAUUCCAUCCAAUAAAGCUUUCAAUUAUUCGAAUAAAAUAUUCUUCUGAAUAUUCUUCUUUGACGAAUUUAAAAAACCAACGAAUUCAGGUAAUUGUGCGCGAUACUCGAAGUUUGUGAAUAAUCAUUUAGCCUCAAGAUCGUGAUAACGAUGAAACCUCUCGUGUCUCGAGCGAAUCUGGCCGUGUGAAUCGUUGCUUAAAAAUUUAAAAAACGUGUGCUCUCUUCUCGUCCCCCUCGCUCCGGGGUUGAGAAUUUUUGUGCUUUUUUCUCCUCGCCGCACUCGUUGAGGAGCGUCGAGGAAAAUAUUUAUUCGACGAGCCUGUGCGACAUAGAUCGAUGCAGUCUUUGACCUCGGACGUACCGCACGAGACUCGGAAAAAAUAUCGGAUUACAUCCGGAUUAUUGCAGGUGUAAGGCAUGUGGGGACCAGUCGAAAAGACCGACGACGCGAAAAGUGCAGCGGCAGACGAAGGAGAAAAAGGGAGAACAACGGAGACGGUGGGACGCAGAAUGACGCGUUCCUUAAGUGGAUAGAGCUUACUUUCUCGGUGUUUCCGCACGCCGGAUGCAGCACACAAGGGGCAAGCGGUUUUCGCCGCGGUUCAGCACUAUGCUUUGCCAUCGUACCCUCGCCCUCCUAUCGAUUGUCAGCGUGCCAAUCGUGACGGGCUUGGGUCCAGACUUCCUUUACCCUUUGGAGAACGUAACGAUCCCACAGGGUCGUGACGCGACGUUCACAUGCGUGGUGAACCAUCUCGGUGGAUACCGGGUGAGUCCUUCCUCCUACGCGAGUGGAGAUCACAGUGGCGCCAAGGCCCGGGUCGCUUGGAUGAAGGCUGAUACAAAGGCGGUUUUGGCGAUUCACGAACACGUUAUCACGAACAAUGGGCGUCUUGCGGUUACGCACAACGACUACAAUACGUGGACCUUAACUAUCAAGAGUGCAAAGCCCGAGGAUCGGGGUGUUUACAUGUGUCAGGUCAACACGGAUCCCAUGAAGAGUCAGAGUGCUUAUCUCGAAGUGGUGAUUCCGCCGGACAUCAUUUACGAAGAAACGUCGGGAGACUUGAUGGUGCCGGAGGGUGGCUCAGCGAAACUCGUGUGCAAAGCCCGCGGUUACCCCAAACCUGAAAUAGUAUGGCGACGCGAAGAUCGCGGCGACAUUAUUGCCAGGGAUACGACUGGCGGACCCAAAACAAGACUCUCAACAGUGGUCGGCGAAACUCUUACGUUAUCAAAAGUAACGAGAAGCGAGAUGGGAACGUACAUGUGCAUUGCGAGCAACGGAGUUCCACCGUCGGUCAGUAAGCGGAUGAUGCUCCACGUUCACUUUCAUCCGAUGAUCCAAGUGCCAAACCAGCUGGUAGGAGCCCCAAAGGGGACAAACGUCACGUUGAUCUGUCACGUGGAAGCUUCGCCCAAAGCAAUCAACUACUGGACCCGGGAGACGGGUGAGAUGAUAAUCAACAAUCACAAAUACUCCAUGACAGAGGAGAAACUUUCCGUCUACAGCGUUCAGAUGCGACUAAUCAUUCGUAAUCUCCAAGCAAACGAUCUUGGAGGCUACAAGUGCAUCUCGAAAAAUUCAAUAGGAGACGCGGAGGGUAACAUACGUCUUUACAACAUCAGGCAACCGGAACAUUCGAAGAAAACUGGUGACACUCUCGAACCCGAAGAAACGAACGAGGCCCGAGAUCACCGAGGCCACAGACUCAACCAUGUUUAUCAAGGCUCGUUGAGAGAAACAGGUUCGACGAUAGAGACGCCUUCGGAGUCGGAAGAUUCAUCAGCCGCGUCGAGCAACACGGAAAGAUUUCGAUCUCUCGCUCUCGGGAUCCUUUUCAUCGCCUGCUACAAACUCUCCCUGUACCAUACGUAAACUAACUUAAUGAUAGCUCGUGUCUUUGCACGCGGGACUGUCUCACCUGAGUUGUAAGCGGGUGCGAAUCGCGCCUUCGGAGUUUGCUCUUCGAAGCGUCGUUGCAAACGUACUCGCGUCAAUUUCGAACUUCCGGUGCAACUUCCGGCAAGGUAAGAAGUCAUAUUUUCGUCUUUCUCACUUUUCCUUUUCCCUCGACUGACUCAUGACGCUGAAAGUGUGGUGAAGUUUCAUCUAUCGAUUAUUUAAAGAAAAAACAAAAAUGGACGUUGACGAUUCAAGAUUUUAUCGAAUGUUUAAGCCUCUUGGUUUUGGCCGGACGCUAUUGUUCUGGCGAGAAAGAAUAUUUCCUCUUCCUCAUUCUGUCGCUUGGCGAAUUCCGCAUUCUCCGGGCCCGUGAAUUUAUCGAAAUACUGGCACGAGAUACAAAAAGAAACUAAAUCCCAUUUUAAAGGCGAACUUUAAACGGACGACGAUUUAAUAACGAGCGAAUAAAUCGUGUUCCGAGUCACACCAAUCACUCAUAUUCCGAAUCAAGAGACGCAGUUUUGUGAGAAAGUGAAAAAACUGUGGUAAUUUAGUGAUCAUUCAAUUAUCAUAAUACAUCAACGUGCAUUAUCGUUCCAAGUCGUUCGCGACUCCACGAAUACGUCGUAAUCGGAAAACUGAAAUAUCGGUUUUCCCCGAUUCGACGAUUAUUCACUUCGAGGGGCUGCUGCUACUGCGCCGCUCCGGUCACGAUAUUAUGCGAUUUAACGAAUAAAUCGCGAUUCUCGUGGGUGGAGUGACAAUGAUUUUUUAUUUUAUUUCUCAUAUGAAUUUCAAUCCUGAUAUCCCAAAGAGUAUAUGAUUGAAUUGAUUGCUUGAAAAAUAAUUCGCAUCUGUAAAUAAAUAUCGUCUGCAAUGAAAAAAAAUAAAGCGCUCGUAAAUUUCAUUAAAUGUUUCGACGCAGACGUCGCAGUGGUCUUGUUUCGAUGAUUUUCUUUUCACUUUCGUUCCAUUACGAACUGCCCGCGAGUGAUCGAGGAAAAUAGAGUUUUUCAUUAGAAUACAUUUCAUUUUGUGAAAAAUAAUAUUUGCUCGAAUCGAAUAAAAUUUAUACCGAACAAGCAGAUCAAUUUUUACAUUUUGUGUGAAUGCGAGCGUGUGUCCCUGUGUAUGUGUCUGCAUUUCCGGAGGUCGGUAAACACAAACAUUUCGUUCAUCGUUACCGAUACCGUUACACAUAUAUUUAUAUAAAUAUAUAUAUAGUUACUACAUGAGUACUUUCUCUCUUUUCGAGAGUAUCCAUGCUGAUGCGCUUGUAAUAUCAUGUAAAAUGGUCCGGCACCUUUUUUGCAUCGUACGUGUAAUUUGUAAAUAAUCAUUGUUCUCGUUCGUGUGGGUGUGACCGAUUGUAGAGAAUUGAAAAAAGUAUUAUUUUUACACAAUCGAAUAACGCAGCAUUAAUUAUUGUUUAAUUUCAUAUUUACUGGGAAGAAUAUGACACUGGCUGGUUUAGCCCAAAUUUAACGACGAACGAAAGAAUACUGUAAAAAUGAUUGUUGUGUUAAAAAAAAAAAACAAAUGAUUAAUUCCGAUGUGGCGAUUCGAUAUUUCGAAGCGUGGAUUUGGUUAGCGCUCUUGAUUUAAAAAAAAAUACUAAUUUUCGAGAUAAUCAAAAUGAUUCUUUUGAGCGUUAUGGAAAUCGAGAAUGCGAUGUGUGUUAUAUGCGAGAAUAUACCGAAGAAUUGUGAAACUACCCCAAGUACGUACGUAACUCUUAAGCUUAUACAUAUCCUGCAUAGCCGAUAUCAAACCUGUAGAUAAAACGCGAUGCCUGCGACGAGAGAAAGAGGCACACGAGGACGUAAUUAAUAUUUUCAUGGAUCAAUAUAUGAGUCUGGAGAAGAUUGUUGUGAGACGUGUAUCAAUAAAGUAUAAAAAUAUAAACAAUGUUCCCAAA
Messenger RNA from Venturia canescens, 4087 nucleotides. It is a transcript of the gene DIP-beta, whose product is annotated as Dpr-interacting protein beta. The record is from RefSeq and is a predicted model, not a curated record. Bases 829 to 2142 code for a protein of 437 amino acids. Gene Ontology annotation, cellular component: neuron projection. The transcript is spliced from 9 exons. NCBI's taxonomy places the organism in Eukaryota, Metazoa, Arthropoda, Insecta, Hymenoptera, Ichneumonidae.